Messenger RNA from Stegostoma tigrinum, 1567 nucleotides. Its product is annotated as claudin-15-like. The record is from RefSeq and is a predicted model, not a curated record. Gene Ontology annotation, molecular function: structural molecule activity. Lineage: Eukaryota; Metazoa; Chordata; Chondrichthyes; Orectolobiformes; Stegostomatidae. Gene Ontology annotation, cellular component: plasma membrane; bicellular tight junction. The transcript has 5 exons. Gene Ontology annotation, biological process: cell adhesion; bicellular tight junction assembly. The coding region runs from base 197 to 847 and encodes 216 amino acids.
CUUUGAGCAAGAGAGCGAAGGUUGGGUUGCCUUUAUGAAGCGCACAGAGUGAGAGGGUGACAGACAGAGAAAGAGCAACUGAACGUGAAGUGAGAGGUCUCCCAGCGCUCAAGCUUGCAACAAGAGGAGAAUUUUUAUUCUUGUUCUCUGUGGUUUCCACCUUGGGAGAAGUAACAUACCAUAACACAGAUUGACUAUGGCAGCGGCUAUUGAGAUUACUGGUUUCCUGAUGGGGUUGGCAGGGUGGAUGCUGACUGGAUCCACAUUAGCGAACAAUUACUGGAAGAUUUCUACUGUUUAUGGAAGUGUGAUCACGAGCUCCAGGUUAUAUGAAAAUUUGUGGAAAAGCUGUGCCCAAGAUAGUACUGGCGUCUUCAACUGCCGAAUGUUUGAGACCAUGCUUGGCCUAUCCCCAUAUAUCCAAGCAUGUCGGGCACUCAUGAUCAUCUCUAUCAUUCUGGGAGUUAUUGCUACGCUGAUGGCCCUGUUUGGCCUGAAAUGUACCAAUAUUGGCAGCAUGGAUGAAAAAACAAAAGGGAAGAUUUCCCUGUCUGGUGGGCUUGUCUUCAUUCUAUCAGGUUUAUGUGGAAUUGUUCCUGUUUCUUGGUAUGCUUACAACAUCACUAUGGAGUUCUACAAUCCUGUCUACGGUGGAACAAAAUAUGAGCUGGGAUCUGCCCUCUACAUUGGGUGGGCUGGAACAGCUCUCCUCAUCUUGGGAGGUGCAUUCUUGUGUUGUUCCUGCAAAAGAAAUGAGCAACCAAGUGGCUACAAAUAUUCUUCUGCCCAAAGUGGACAACGGAUCUACACAAAGACAGAGUCAGCUCAUUCAAAAGCAUACGUCUAAAUCAGAGACUGACAAAAAAAAAUUCUUAUGUUACUCAGGUCUUCGACAGCCUUGCAAGAAUCAUAUGUAUUUCGUUUAAUCAUUAUGCCACUCUGUGAAGCAUUUAAAUAAGUAGAGCAUAUAUCUGCACUGCAGUGCUAAAUGUUUUGAGGAUUCUAAAAUAAUAAUGCCAGAGAUUUUUGUUUUGCCUUAAUUGCAGUCCACCUGGGCACCCCAGUCAAUCACCGGCACCUCCACAACACAUCAAACUCAGACGUGAGACCACUACCCACUAAACCAUGGCUAACAGGCAAACCACAUUUUAAAAGUGAGGAGGGAAUGGCGAUUUAAUAGAAACUGAGCCUCUUUAAGAGGCCCAAAAACUCAGAACGCAACGAAUAGGUGUAUCUCACAACCAAUACUCAAUAGUUUGGAGGGAAAAGACAUAACAGUAUUUCAAAAGAGCCUUCCAAAGUUCAACAGGGAAAUAAGUGGAGUCAGUUCGCAAUUGAUGUGUCUAAUCAAGAAGCCACAAAGAAAUGGAAAUGGUUGAGAGGGAAGGUAUAUUACUCCAUAGCUUUGAAUCUAUUUCAUGUGAUUUAUUUCAAUUUGUAUAUGCAUGUUUGUGUAGUUUGCAGUGCUGAACAUUUAUUGGUCGCUCAUUGUUUUGUAUUAGGGUAAUUAUGUAUUUUUCCAGCUUUUUUUUGUAGUUUUUAAUAAUAAGAUUGAUAAAAAAAUGUU